Messenger RNA from Mesorhabditis spiculigera, 417 nucleotides. The record is from the annotation of a GenBank genome assembly. Lineage: Eukaryota; Metazoa; Nematoda; Chromadorea; Rhabditida; Rhabditidae.
AUGAAGUACCUCUACGAGACUCGCUUCGGGAAAUCGCCAAACAUGCACUUCAUGCGAGAGUUCUACGGGGAUAAGCAGACGUCUGCGUUGUCUGACAAUGAAGUUGCCUAUCUCGAGAUGAGAAACGAGGAUUUGGCGCAGGCCGGGAAUCAUUCUAGUCGAUACCCGGAAUUUGAAAUGUUUACGGAUCUCGAAAUUCAAGUUAUGCGUGAACAACUAAAAGAAAUUUUUGGGGAUGACGAGCCACCGUUUCGAUUCCAAAGUAUCCUACCGAUACUAGAUGAAUGCAUGUACAGGCUUGAUUCCGAGGGCAGAGAUUGCAACAACCCCCUAAAAUCAGAGUGCUUUGAAAGAUUGAAGGAUAUGGACGACUGGUUGUAUGCGGUGCCGACAGAGGAUUCGCAUUUUAUCCCGAUU